Molecule: messenger RNA, 2228 nt
Organism: Pleuronectes platessa (European plaice)
Lineage: Eukaryota; Metazoa; Chordata; Actinopteri; Pleuronectiformes; Pleuronectidae
Gene: pla2g7
Product: phospholipase A2, group VII (platelet-activating factor acetylhydrolase, plasma)
Exons: 11
Coding region: 396-1601 (401 amino acids)
Molecular function (GO): 1-alkyl-2-acetylglycerophosphocholine esterase activity
Source: RefSeq, a predicted model, not a curated record
CAUAUUUGACCUCACCCGUGUGAAGCAAAAUCUGUUUUACUUAUUUUAGCAAACGCCCAUAACUUUAAACUUUCAAUAAUUCAUUUCUGAUCCGAGCUUUUUUACCGUAACACCAGGAGUAAACGCGCAUCAGUUUUGAAGGUGCCGCUGGCGUGACCUGGGAGAGAGAGGAAAACAGACCACUGCUGCGACUUUAUUCCAUUCCCAGCUCUGGGUUAGCCGCCCCAUAUGCUAAGUAGCUAACAGCAACAGCAACAACCUGUCAAACCCCUCCCAAGUGUCAAACAAUGUCAUUUCACUUGCGAGGUCAAGUUGCGAAACUGAUGUAGUAACACUGGCAGCCGACGCUCUCCCGUAUCUCCGAUCAGUGGGGGUACGGGCUCACUUACUUCACCAUGGGGAACAACUGCAGUCACCAGCUCGGGAUCCCUCCAGCCAAGGGCCCCAAUCCUGUGGGAUGCACCGACUUCAUGAUGGACCACACCACACAGGGCACCUUCUUCCGGCUCUUCUAUCCUUGUCAAGAGACUGAGAAAGCAGAAAAACCCGACUGGGUCCCAUGCAAGGAGUAUUUCAACGGCCUGGCAGACUUCAUGAAGAUCAACAGGACUCUCAGUGAAAGGAUUUUCAACUACCUCUUUGGGUCCUUUAAGGUCCCAGCCUACUUGGAUGCUCCAUUCAAGUCUAAUGAAAAAUGUCCUGUCAUUAUCUUCUCACACGGCCUGGGAGCCUUUAGGACUUUGUAUUCGGCCAUAUGUGCAGAGCUGGCGUCUCAGGGCUUCAUCGUGGCAUCUGUGGAACACAGAGACGAGUCAGCGUCGGCUACGUUUUAUUUUCGAGAGGAGACGGCGUCAGAGGCGACGGCAAAGGACAAUGUCCCUAUAGCAUCGGCCCGAGACGGCUUGGUGAGGGAGUGGAUGUACUACAGAGCUCUGCAGCACGGAGAGAGUGAAUUCACCCUCAGAAAUAAACAGGUGAAGCAGCGAGCAGAUGAAUGCAUUCUGGCUCUGGACAAACUCACUGAAAUCAACUCAGGGAUAGAAGUGCACAAUGUUCUGCAGACGCAGUUUGACUGGACCACGCUGGAGAAUUCCAUGGAUCUGUGUAGGAUAGCAGCGGUCGGACAUUCCUUCGGGGGAGCGACAGUGAUCGAGACUCUGUGCAAAGACGUUAAAUUCAAGUGUGGCGUAGCGCUGGACGCCUGGAUGUUUCCUUUAGAUGAAGAAAUCUUUCCUCGAGUGAGGCAGCCGCUCUUCUUCAUCAACUCUGAGAAAUUCCAGUGGGCGGGGAACAUCAGCCGCAUGAAGAAGCUGGACUCAGCCGUCAUCCACAGGAAGAUGAUCACUAUCAGGGGUUCCGUCCACCAGAGUUUCCCCGACUUCACCUUCCUGACGGGAAACUGGAUCGGUAAACUGUUGAACCUGAAGGGAGAGAUCGACCCAGAGAUCGCCAUAGACCUCUCCAACAAAGCAACACUAGCCUUUCUGCAACGCCAUCUCGGUCUACAGAAGAACUUUAAUCAGUGGGACCCUCUGAUCGACGGGGCGGAUGAAAACCUCAUUCAAGGAACUAAUAUCACCCUGCUUCAGUCUUCCAUCUGACCUGCCACUGUGCCUCAUAUACUGCAGAGGAACCCGGGUGCUCAAAUGUGGACCGCUCCCAAGAUGUCUAGAACAUUUGAAUCUCAAAUGGACUCAGUCCCAACAUUUUGGAGAGCAAUGAAGGGGAAAGGCGAUCUCUACCUCAUCAGCAGGAAAGGUUCGUUUUCCUUGAAAGAUCAAAACACUCUGUGUAUCAGUGUUUGUUUCAUGACGCCUGGAUGUUGUGCAAAUGCACCUCAACACUUAAGUUGGGGAAAACUUUAUUAAUCCAUUACCAGCAAUUUCCUGGAGAAGUCAUUUUAAUCAUUUUCAAUCUUUGAGUGUAAAUCAGCUACUCUGAUUGCUGUGUGAAUGUGAUGAAGCCUAACAUGAGAAUCCUAUGAGAUGGAGAAAAAAGAAAGAUUUAUGAGUAUAAGCAAAGAUGCUGUAAAACUAAAUGUAUCCAUCUUGAUUUGACAGAUUAAAACAUUAGAAGUGUACAAACACUAAAAGGCUGCAUUUAAAAACCAUGUGUGCCAGAAAAGUACUGUCCAAUGAAAUGUAACAGCCUUCUACUUUUAUACAAUCAUUGUCUAAAUUUGUAUACAAGACAAAUCCAAUAAAUACGGUUUGUAUACAAAAAAGUAA